UCAGUGGAUGGUGUUGAGGUGUUCCAGCAUGGAAAGGGCACAGAGGUGUCCGUACGUGCCAAACCCACCCGCCCAGUCGUGUCCGGGCCCGACGGCAGAGCGGAGCCGGAGCGAUCGGUGCCUUUCACCUGCACGUCUGGAGGGUUCUUCCCCGAUGACAUUGACGUGAAAUGGUUCAAGAACAGGGCCCAAGUCUUGGCUCAGCAGACCCAGAUCGACCCUGAGAGGACAAAAUCCUCCUAUAACAUGUCCAGCACCGUGAUGGUGACACUGCAGGAGAACGAUGUCCGCUCGGAGCUCAUCUGUGAGGUGCGGCACUCCACGCUGACGGUCCCGCUCUUGGGGACGUACCGGCUCAGCAAAGCCCUGCGAGUUCCCCCUAAAGUCCAUGUGGAUGCUGACUCACCAAGACCCAUUGAAGUGAACAAGACCGUGAACUUCACCUGCCACGUGAAGGGGUUUUACCCAGGAGAUGUGGCUGUCACCUGGCUGGAGAACGGGAUGGAGAUGAACGUGAAGAACAUCUCCCGGCUGGAGGAGACCUCCCGGGGCUUGUUCGACCUGAAGAGCCUGGUGGAGGUCGAGGCAACGGAGGAGAAGAACGGGACUGUGUUCACCUGCCGAGUGGUGCACGAUGCCCAGGAGCCCAUCAGCAAGGUGAUCACCCUGCAGAUUGCUGCCCCAGCCAAGGAGGGACCGAGCGACUCGUCCUUCACAGAGAAAGAAAAUUUGCUCAUCUAUAGUGUGGUGGGAGUGGUCUGCACCGUGCUGGCACUGCUGGUGGCUGCGAUUCUUUACCUCAUCCACGCAAAGCAGAGCAAGGGUAAAAGCUCACCAUCUGCGAGGUUACACGAGCCAGAGAAGAGCAGCGAGGCCACUACCCAGGAAUCCGAACCCAACAACGUGACCUAUGCAGACCUGAACUUCGACAGAGAGAGGAAGACCAUCCGGCGGAUGGUGGAGAUGAGCCAGCAGUCGGAGUACGCCUGCAUCCAGACCAACAAGGCACCCGCCACCGGCGACGACAACCUCACCUACGCCGACCUGGACAUGGUGCACCUCAGCAAGGCACCCAGGCGGCCGGCCCCACGCCCCGAGGAAGCCAGCUCUGAGUACGCCAGCGUCCAGAUCCCGAGGAAGUGA
Molecule: messenger RNA, 1143 nt
Organism: Antrostomus carolinensis (chuck-will's-widow)
Lineage: Eukaryota; Metazoa; Chordata; Aves; Caprimulgiformes; Caprimulgidae
Gene: SIRPA
Product: signal regulatory protein alpha
Exons: 7
Source: RefSeq, a predicted model, not a curated record